Pisolithus orientalis is the source of this 968-nucleotide messenger RNA. RefSeq lists its product as uncharacterized. The transcript is spliced from 4 exons. The record is from RefSeq and is a predicted model, not a curated record. Bases 167 to 859 code for a protein of 230 amino acids. NCBI's taxonomy places the organism in Eukaryota, Fungi, Basidiomycota, Agaricomycetes, Boletales, Pisolithaceae.
AUUUUUGUCACGCGUCCCAUAACGUUGAUGUGUCGUCAGAUGGCGCAAUGAGCAGCUGCACUUCUAUAAAAGGCAGCACUCAGCUAUCAUAUAACCCCUGUUACCCAGUGAAACAACUGCGCCCCGCUGUCCAGAAGCAGCAAUAUCGGUCGAGUCCACGUCAACUAUGUCCGUCCAGGCAUGCUCGCUGUGUUUUCGAGAGAGAUCACCACAACAGCUGAUGCGCUGUUCAAGGUGUAAGAACUCCGUCUACUGCUCUAGUAUCUGCCAGUCGACCGACUGGCCCACUCACAAGUCGCGAUGUUCCCCCACCGCACAACCCACCCCUUCCCUGCGUCGCGUGCCGCCGCCACAUGCGAUAACUGGCGUCACCAUUGCUUGUAACGCUGAAAGAGCACAGGGUGCUCCUGCCCUCCAGACAACUAUCGUCCAGCCCUCCCACCCAAUAUACCUCUGUGGCCUCCCUAGCCCUAUAUCCCAGUCUUUCGGUUUCCCCAUCCUCAUAUACCGCCACAUGACGGAUGACCCUACCAAGAUGAUCCGCCAUCCAAGCUUGGACAAUCAGAUGGCUAUGCAUCUACUCUGUCAACCUAGUACGGGCAGCCCAGACUCAAGGUGGAAGAGAGCAGGUUGCAUGGGAACGGUCACCGUCAUCCGCCAAGACGGCCAGCCUCUCACAUGCGAAGCUCUGGAAACCACCCUGAUGUACGUUGACCACAUACUCGACCUUUUGCGCGACGGUAUAUCACCCUGGCAUCAAUUAAAUCCCGUUAGUUUUCAAACCUUCUGUCAACGAUAUAAAGACGAGCGGGUGAACAGUGGUUAUGGUUAUUUCGACAUGAUGCGUGUUCCCCUUUGAUUCAUGCUUUCGUCAGCGUUUUGCGUUUGCUUGUUGUGGCUUUUAGUGAUUAUUGAUUGCAAGCUUGUAAUAUAUGCAAUGCUCAGAUUAAUCUAAUGCGAUCGUGUUC